AUGGAAAAGAAAACUAAAAUCGAAGAAGCCGAUGGACAAAAUGUCUCUGUUGACAAUACAAAGGAACGCAAACAUUUGAUUUAUACCGUUAGCGAAAGACCGCCAGUCCAUAUAACAAUUGUCUGUGCGCUUCAGCAAGGGUUAAUGGUGCUAGCUAGCCAGCUAAUCGUGUCCCUGCUGGUAGCCGAGGCCGUGUGCGCGUCCGAAAACAAUUUACUGAAGGCUCGUUUGCUCAGCUCAACACUGGUCAUGAAUGGUAUAACAACCAUUGCAAUGAACGUCAUAGGGGUCAGAUUACCGCUCUUCCAAGGUGCAAUGGCUGACUAUGUCAUUCCACUCCUCAUUAUUGCCAGUAUUGACGGCUCCUUCUGUUCUCCCCUUUAUACAAGUGAAGCUUCAACAACUGCAGUUGCCAACAUGACAUUUGCUGUCAACGGAACGAUAGGCGACGGCGACCAUAUGGCAAGGGUUAUGAACAACAUUCAAAUGCUGUCUGGCAGCCUGAUACUCGCAGGAUUUAUACACGCCAUGCUAGGCUUUACCGGACUUAUCGGCUUCCUCAUCCGUUAUAUUGGCCCCAUCACAAUCGUCCCAACCAUCCUCCUGCUGUUUGUGUUCAUAGUGAAGCCUGUGUUGAAAUACGUAGAAGCAAGCUGGCCAAUAACUAUGUCGACAGUGGGCGUUGCUGUGUUUCUUUUCCUAUACCUAUCAAAGUGGCAAAUGCCAAUACCAGUUUGGACCCCGUCCCAGGGCUGCAGAAUUAUUCGGUACCCGCUACAUCAAGUGUUCGCGAUUCUCAUCUCCAUCCUGUUCAACUGGGGAUUGUGCGCAUUGUUGACACACCUAGGCGCCUUUUCUAGUGACCCUAACGAGCCGUCGUUUAACGCCAGAACAGACGCACGUAGUGAAAUCAUUGCUGAAAAUCCAUGGUUUAUGUUUCCUUAUCCAGGUCAGUUCGGAGAAUUCAAGUUCAAUAGCGGCGCAUUUUUGUCAUGUAUGAUUGCCACGCUUGUAUCAGUGUUGGAUUCCAUUGGUGAUUACUACGCAUGCGCAAAAGCAGCGCGUGUUCCGCCACCGCCGCGCCAUGCCAUGAAUCGCGGAAUAUUAGUGGAAGGUUUCUGCAGUAUGGUCUCCGGUGCGGUGGGAUGUGGUCACGCUACCGGAACUUAUGGCGGCAACAUAGGAGCUAUUAGCGCAACACGGGUGGCAAGCCGUAGCGUUUUCCUAUGUACCGGCAUACUUUACAUCCUGUUUGGUGUGUUUGGAAAGUUCUCCGCCAUCUUUAUCACCAUCCCAUAUCCGGUCCUUGGCGGGGCUAUUUUUGUCAUGCUUGGUGUGUGUCUAGGUGUGGUCGUGUCAAAUCUAGAGGUAGUCGACAUCUCCUCGAGCAGGAACAUGGCGAUAUUCGGGCUUGCCGUCUUUAUUGGGUUGUGUGUUCCAACCUGGGCCCAACGAGUCAAGAACCCCGUGGAUACCGGAAACCAGACGUUUGAUCGCAUUAUGGCAAUGUUGCUAGGCAACCCGCAUUUGGCCGGAACUAUUGUUGCAUGUUUCCUAGACAACACAGUACCAGGGACCCCGGAGGAGCGAGGUAUCUCGGCCUGGCAAGUGAGCGACGACGACGAAACAGCGGAAGUGGAUCCGGAAAAAUUUGACGAAGGCUACACUCUUUACGAACCGCUCCUUCCACAGAGAUGGCUGCGAUCACCGUGGAUGAAGUACAUUCCCUUCUUGCCUUACAAGAGACCAACUUCCGGUGCACACAAAUCCGUGUAG
This is a messenger RNA of Mya arenaria, 1776 nucleotides long. Its product is annotated as solute carrier family 23 member 2-like. NCBI's taxonomy places the organism in Eukaryota, Metazoa, Mollusca, Bivalvia, Myida, Myidae. The transcript is spliced from 13 exons. The record is from RefSeq and is a predicted model, not a curated record. Gene Ontology annotation, molecular function: transmembrane transporter activity. Bases 1 to 1776 code for a protein of 591 amino acids. Gene Ontology annotation, biological process: transmembrane transport. Gene Ontology annotation, cellular component: membrane.